AUGAUCCCUCGGGUAGCCAACCCGCCUUCUCGUCGGCGGCCCUCCCAGGUUUUCUCCGAACAGUACGGAGUGUCGCGGAGCCCCACGAACCCCGUUUGGCAAGCAGCCAUAGAAAAGUACUAUGGCAAGCUCGCAAAGGGUGGAAUCAAGGCGUCCAUGAUCGACAAGGACUUGUGGGACGUCAGCGGGCCGGACGAGCUCAUUGCUCAAAUCGAAGCUCUCGUUCCCAUACAAGCCGCUCAAUCGAAUGCUUGGAGCAAGGCGAUGAGCCGACUGCAGCCUAUCGUGCUUGGUCUCAACGACUUCGUGGCAGUUACCGCAUGGGCUGUGGGCAUGAACGGCAAACUCGACGCAGUCCUCGGGGGCUCCAUCCGGCUUAUAAUCAAGUUCGCCCAGCCCGUUCUGCCAGAUGUCAAUGAGAUGCUUGAAAGCUUUCAAAGUUCACUGCCGCGGAUACAGAAGUACGAACAAGAAUUACCCAUGACAGAAUCUCUAGAGAAGGCGCUCCUUGACUUAUACGGCGAAAUCAUCGUCUUCUGCGCUCAUGUAAUCGCUUUUUUUCGCAACAACCCCAACGUCGCCAGGAACCGCAAUGCCUGGUCCAAGUUCAGCCGCGACUCGACCGAAGUCAUUGCUAAUGUUCGGAAAUACUCCAGGCGGGUUGAUGAAGCAGCAGACAUGAUCAGACUGUCUAAGGAGAUCCAUACCGCUGAGACUGUGGCCGCUCUUAGGGAGUUUCAAGGACUUCGGAUUCGUUCGAACAACGCGAAAUUGCCGUUUUUCGCGAGAAACGCCGAGCUUCAGACGCUGAAGGAUGCUCUUCACCCCCUACGUGCCGUUGACAUCCAUGGACUCGGCGGUAUUGGGAAAACCCAACUUGCUCUCCACUUUGCCAACACGUCCAUGGGCAUCUACGAAAUCGCCUGGACCCCGGCCGAGACUCAGAUCAAACUUGUUCAGGCUGUAUCCAGUCUCGCGAACAAGCUCGGGCUGGCCGAUGGAGCAAGCGAGGACGACUAUGAGAACGUUGGCAAGGUUCGAGACUGGCUCAACACGGCGGGGAAGCCUCAAGGCUCUCUCAUCGUAACAAGCAGAUCUCCUUCGCAAGCUGCCGGGCGGGUGACUGCAACCAUUGCGCUCGCCUCAUUCUUGCCGGAAGAUGGGACAGACGUACUGCGAUCUCUCACUGGACUGGAACCCGUGAACGAGGAGGUGAAGGCGGCAGCAGGCGAUGUUUGUCGUCUCAUUGGGGGUCUUCUUCUGGCCAUGGUGCAGAUAAGCACUUCAUCCGCGAACGAGAGAAGAUCUUUGCCAAGUCAGAGCGGCCAAUCUCGCUUCAGAAGCUUUCCGCCGAGGCAACCACAUUCACAGAAUCUGCUUGUCUUCUUUGACCCUGACGAGAUUCCAGAGCGGCUCAUAACCAACACGAAGGUUAAGCUUCAAAAUCCUCGCCUGGAGUUCCUCUUUGACGAGUUUGACUUUGGAGAGGCGGCCGUCGAGUUGAACCGGACGUCCUUGAUCAGCAGACUCUCUGGGUCCAAAGCCUUGUCCAUGCACCGUCUGGUCCAGUUCGCCGUCUUUCUCAGGCAAUCAAACUCCGACCUAGUAGUCAACCCCGACUCCGCAAUCCGGUUCCUGUAUUUCGGCUUCCCAAACACCUGGCAGCAGAGGGGUGCUCAUCAGGGCCAUGGCUGGGCGUCGUGGGAGACCUGCGGCGCCGUCUUGCCGCACGUGAGCUGGCUCAUGAAGUUGUCCGAGAGAAACAAGCUCAAGCCAUCAGCCCCUGAUCAGUGGGCGGAGUUGAUCUGCAGAGCUGGAACCUACUUAUGGGAGAAGGAACAGCCUUCACUCGCCAGAACCUUCUUCGAAUACGCCCUCAAGAUCGACGAUAUCACUCCUGGGCCACCUCUCCUCGAUCUUGCCCGCCUGCCCGCGGCCCUGGCCGCGUACCAACAGGCGCUCGCCAUACGCGAGCAGCUCGAGGGCGCAGCCUCGACCGGCGUCGCCGACGUCUGCGACUCGGUGGCGUGCGCCUACACCGAGCUAGGCGACGUCGACCAAGCCACGGCAUACCUCGACCGGGCGACGGCGAUCCACCACGCGUACGACCCCAGUAACAUGUCGCGCACGCUGGCCAUCCGCGCGCUGGCGUGCCUGCGGGCAGGCGAGGCCGAGCGCUCACUCGACGCGAUCCGCGAGUGUUGGCGGCUGCAGGGCCUGACGCAGGAGCAGGUCGAGGCGUCACGGUACCCCAAGCACAGCGGGGACGUUAUGAUGCUCGCGCGGAUCCUGUGCCUGCAGGGCCGGAAGGCUGAGGCGCAGGAGCUCGCGUCGCGGACGAUCAAAAUGCGGCGUGGUGUCUAUGGGGAGAGGGGCGGGCCGAGGGUCGCCGACUCGCUUUUCACCGCGGCGCGGAUGCUGGAGGACGGCGGGGAGACUGUACUGGCGAGCAGGAUGAUGAGGGAAGUCUUGGAAAUUUGUGGUGACGCGCCAGAGAUGAGGGCACAUCUGGCUAGGGCUUUUUGGUUCUCUGCGGGUAUGGAAGCCAAGAUGAAUGGCCAUGAGGACGACGUGGCCUACCUCAGGCAGACGGCUCGUGUGGCGCGAGAUGGCAUCGAGGGGAGAGAAUGGCCGGACGAGGAUGCUGAUGAGGGUUUCAUGCGCCUGGUGAGCUGGAUGUUGUGGUAG
Parathielavia appendiculata is the source of this 2688-nucleotide messenger RNA. RefSeq lists its product as uncharacterized. The record is from RefSeq and is a predicted model, not a curated record. Lineage: Eukaryota; Fungi; Ascomycota; Sordariomycetes; Sordariales; Chaetomiaceae. Bases 1 to 2688 code for a protein of 895 amino acids. The transcript has 11 exons. Gene Ontology annotation, molecular function: protein binding.